UCGGAGUUGAACGACAUCGAGAUGGAUCCCAUGGACCCUGACGAGUUUGUCCCCAACUCGCAAUCCGAGGACGAGGUAUUUUGGAAUGAAGUGGACGAAGUCGCUCUGCGCGCAGCACAUGCAGACUCUGUAACAAGAUUGCCGUCCAAGGUGCUUACUGGCGUUGAGUCAGUGUCUGCGCAAGUAUUGAAUGACCCGGUCAGCACGGAUCGUCGGACCGCUGAGCAGACAGAUCCAUCGCUAGCGCCACCACCCAAGGACCACUCUGGCGGCGGAAGCUACUCCAACGAUACCAGCGUCAUACCGGAUGCUGCUCGUGCUGCGUCCACCGAUACGCUGCCAAGCACAUUUAAUGUCGGGGAUCUGGUUGAAGUCGAGACUCGCACGUGGCCUGGUAUUAACAAGAUCGGGGGUGCAGCUCGAGUGACUCGAGUGUAUGAAGAGAAUGGCGAUGCUGUUGUGGAUGUUCGGUAUUUUCUCGGUGGGUCCGAGCGCGCUGUGUGCAUCGACUACGUGCGGCCGUCUAGCAUUUAUGAGAAGAAGUCACGCCAGCGUCGAUCUCGCAAGUUUUUCCAUGAUGAGUUUGCCAACGAGUACCUACCAACGCGCCGGGUAAUUGCACCUGACAUAGCGACGGCCUCGGCCACGGCUCCUGUUGUAACAAGAGGUCAGUUCGUCGAACCCACAAAAGUUCACAAGGUAGCCAAGAAGACGAACACUACGACCAAGUAUGUGGAUUUGAAAGGCCGAGAGAAUUUUAGUAGCAGCAGCAGCAACGACGACGACUACGGCGAUAAUACGCCACUCUAUCAUCGCUUCCAGAAUUUGAGCAAGCUCCUCAAGCCGCCCAAGGCUCGCUCUCACGACAGCGAGGGUUCCACCAGUGACAAAUCAGCUCACAUAUCAGAAGUACCGAGGCAAUUUCGGCAAGAACGAGGCGAAGUUGUGUCAGUGCUCGAGUCGCACACAGUGCGGCCACCCCUUCCGACAGGCGCGACAACCGGGCGCCUACGUGCUCAAGCUAUUCAAGCGCCGCGAUCAAAGGUAUCGUCAAGCUCGGAUGAUGACGAAAUGGAGACGGCCCAAGCCCCGCGGAAGAAGCGACGGCGGUUUGUCGGUGGGUACGAUGGCGACAACGACUUUAUUCAACCGGAAGACAACGCGAUGGAUCUACCGGAAGACGUGCAGCACGACACGGGGUUCACUCUCGCAAGAACGACGAAAUUACUGUGGCGGCAGUACCAAACGCACUCGAUGGCGUUUGUAUCAGCGUUGCAAACGUUUCAAUCUUUGCGGGACGCGCCCCUCAACCCUGCGCACCUCGAAGAAAUGCAUGCUUUUCAUAGACAGCACGUCGUGCGAGAAGAGGACAUUGUUGACGCAAUCCUGCGACGUCUUGAAGCAAAAGGCAAAUCGAUCAGCGCUGUGGAAAACCUCAAGCACGACCAGCGCAAGAGCCAAGUAAACGAAUAUGCGAUGUGGCUCAAGAGCCGGCAGGAUUUGUAUGUCGUGCCGCUCUCAGUACCGUCGACUGCUGCCGUCACUCUUUCGUCCGAGUCGGACGAUGACGAUUACAACAUGCUCUAUCGGUCGCCCGAUCGGAACCGACACAAAAGGGCACAAACGUCACGGCGGCCGGCGGAUGUCAGGUCACUCCGCCCUAUGCCCGCAAGGCAUGGCGACACAAGCGACUCGACGGAAGAGUCCGAGUCGGACAACUGCGAUUUCGAACAAGUGCAACCAUCGCAUCGAUCCAAGCAGCUACAGCUGCCACGUCGGCAGGUGUCCGUUGACGAAACGACCCCUAGCGUGGAAUCGGAUUCCUCUGCAUAUCGAAGCGCUGUAUUCCGCGAUGACGACAUGCCAUCAACUUUACACCCCACACAACUACCCCAAAAGCGACGCCAGCGACAAACUAAACUGUUGAUUCCGCCAGAGUCGACGGCACCAUCGCAGCGAGAAUACCAGCCCCAGACCAUCCGCAAUGUUCCACCUGCGAUCUUGACAUCGCCCGAAUGGAACUGGAAAAGCCUUGUCAAACACAAGCGACGAACUCCGCACGGGCUUGCUCCUGCAGCCGUCCCGCGAACGGCCCGUAAUGCGAAUAGACAAUCGUCCAAGUGGAAGUUGCGCGUAUACCGUGCCCCUGUGCACAUUGGUAGCAAAAACAGGACCGCGCCACAACGCUCCCAAGUUGAACUCGACGCUUUGAAAACAUCUCAAACAAACUCUGGCCCCACAAACAGCAAAUCUUCGACUCUCGACGACGCGCCGAACAUUCUCGAACAUACGUCCGACAAUAUUCCUGUGGGAUGGCAGCCACGGCCAGAGGACGUAGAAGUUCUGUCUACCCAACUCACCGUCGCGACUCCUGAGUCCAUUCAAAACAUUCCUUCGUGGUAUUUUUCAACUCCGGCGUGUAUACGAACGUCAGGAUUCGUGACCAAGCUGAUUCGAACGCUGCGCCACUUGCUCAUUGAUUUACAGCACACCGAAGCAAAGUUCAUGGAACAGGAAGCGGGCGCGCUCGAGACCAUCGAGGUGUCUUCGCUGGAAAGCAUGGGUACGACAUGCGCAGUGCUUCUCUCGGAACUGCGUCGACUGCACAGUGGCAACCCGAUCAACUUGGACGAGAUUCGAUGGCUACUGGACCGAGUUCCCCGAAUCCAAUCGCUGUUGGAUGAGACACCGUCGUACUAUUUCUAUUUCGAAAUGACCGAGUCGUCCAUGACGGUCUUCCUCCGAACAAUUUGCGCGCUGCACUGCCAAGCGCUCGCGAUGGACCCGCCUUCAAUGCUUGACUCGACGUUGCUGUUUCUGCUCGAGUACCACAUGCACUUUACGUCGUUCGGCGUGGCGCUGACAUCGCCUGUCAUGUCGGUGUGGCAGGCUAUCCUGACCUGUCAUCCCGAUCUCUGGAAGUGCUUGGAUGGACUGACGCAUAAACCACGAGUGAAAGCACUUGCCAAGACGUUUUACCCCCACGCAACGAAUGCUGAACUCGACAUGAUCCUCCGUGAAACGAUCUGGGACGUCGUCGUGUGGCUGGCUCCUUUGCCCGACAAAACGUUGCCGUCGAAUUGGAUGCUGGUCGGCAGUCUCCUCUCCAACUCGGAGGCCCUUCCAUUUUCUCACACGUACCAACCGCCCCAAACCAACAACGCGUCGUCGGAUGCCCUAGUUGAAGCGUACCGAAAACGAAUUCUCCAGCGCAUGCUCGUGCUAUCAGCUGCAUGGGCCCCAAGUCACGUUCCUGUCGUGAUGAUUGUGCUGAAGUUGAUGCAAAUACCACCACCAGCAACUUCGCCGCGGUUGCCACCAUUUCUGAUGGAAUUGGCACUCAAACCGAGCGAGCGCGACGCGAUUCUGACGUACGAAAUCGAAGACAGUGACUGCAGCGAUUUGAUGGGUCGUGUUAUUGUGAUGCAAAUGCUGCAGCUCGACAAAUCAGUGCUACGCAAUCGCUUUCGCCAUCCUAUUUUGAACGCGCUCAAACAGCAGAAGAAGUACGAGACCGUCGGGGGCAAGUGGAAUUGGAACAAACCCAAGCAAGCCGUGAGCCACACAACCGCACCAGUCCUGUCGUCUUCCAACACGCACAUUCACUUGAUUGCUCUUGUCAGCAUGGUGCUGGCCACGGCCAUGACGGAUGACUUGAAGACUUUCAAACGUGACUUGUCCUUCUACACAAACGAGAUUCUCCGGGUGGCGCCAGACAGUCCCACGACUGCCGUGCACGCUCUGUGGAUCCUCAUGACAGCAAUGAAGGCGCAUUUCCACUUGAUGCCGCCAUUGCUUGCUUCGUGCAAUGAGUUGCUUGUUCAAAUGACAAAGCAAUCGCAGAUCGAUCCAGGUCGAGUGGUGGAUGACACAAAUUUGUGCUUGUUGUGUGUAGACGCAAUCGAAUUUGCAUUGCACUGCCUUUUACAAGUGGCAAAAGAGUUGGUUUGUACUCCCGUGGACACAUCAUCCCUUGAUCACUUGGCCGAGUGCGUGCAAGGGAUCUUGAACACAGGAUUCGAUAGCGUCUUGCAGCUGUGCUUCAAAAAGAUCUUGCCGCCGUCGGUACUAUCGAUGGCGACGUCGAUUCUUGUGUGCCUGUGUCCACAUUCCCCCAUACCGCCACCGCUCCCUCCGUCGAGCGAAUUCGACGAAUUCGACGAUCCCGAGGAAAUGGCGCUCCUGGCAUCGUUGGAUGUAAUGCCUGAAGCGCGGGAAGUCGUCGUCCAGCUCAAAUACCGCCACGUGCUGGGCGCGAGUGCAGAAGCUAUUUUCAAAAUCCUGCGUGUGAGUUUGCAAAAGUUUGUGCUCCAUCAGUACGCGUCGACGGCCGCACUGACUGCUAUCGGCGUUCUUCUGGCGCAUGUGAAGACCUUCCAAUGGGACAUCCUUCAAGCAUCAUCGAAAGGGCCGGCGGUUUUCGUGUUUCCUCGAGUGCUUUCCACCGCCAUCUCGAAUUGCCCGACGAACUACAUCGCGCAGUUUUUGUCCAGCCACACUAAGGGCGACGUCGCGCUCCUCCGCGUGUGGCUCUUGACCCUCAUAGACCCUUGUCCACUUUUCUGGGACGCAUUGACGGCGCACUUGGCAAGUUUGCAGUCAGCAGCGUCGCUGCUGCAGUUGCUUCGCGGCUGCAUGCCGCCUUCCGGCACGUCCAAAAGCCUUACGUACGUCGACCGCGCGUCGGCGUUUCAAACGUUUUGCGCCAAUGUCGUCGAGCGAUUCAACGUUGCCGGGGACCAAGCGAACGCCCUGCGAUCCGUGGUUCUGGAUAUGCACCAUGGCUUGUUUGCGCAGUGGGUGGAGGCGUGCAGUGUGUCACUGAAAUCGCUGUGCAGCACGGCACCGCCCGACUGGAAGUACAUUCACGCGCUCUUUGACGACUCGGUCAAAUUUCGACGGCACGACAAGGAACUGUUGCAAACCAUGGCGACUGGCCGUAAAUCGAAUACGACGUUAGGAACCAUUCAGUACUGCCGCGCCGUGUAUGCAUACUUGUCAUCGAUGUUUCGGCUGUGGGGGCCCUUGACCCGCGGCACCCAACUUGUAUUUGCCACGUUUUUGCAAGAAUUCUUUCCCAGCGUCGCGUUUGCCCAGCACGACCACGCCGCCGAACUCUUAUUUGCCUCGACGCAGCUCUUUCGAACAAAGCCGAUGGCGAAGGCGCAGUGGUUUGGCAGCAAGCUGGACAAGGCAUGGGUCUCUGCCGUCGAAACCCUCCGCACGUUCUUUUCCAUGCAAGCAAUGCCGUCCCUCUUCGAUUGGAUUGCGUCGACUGCUCAGGCCUAUCAGCUGUACACAGGUGGAUUCAACUCGUCACCGCUGCGGACAUUUAUAGUGAACAUCGUCGAUCCCGACGGCCCGCUCGGCGUGGCAAGCUACUACCCGAUUGUCGACUCCCACGUUGCGUUGUCACCCGUAAAGCGCGAAAGCGACUACGUUGCGUGUGCGCUCUACAAUUGCCAGGCGCACCAACUCGACGCCGGCAUUGACAAGUCUAGGCUCCGGCGAUUUGUGCUCCACCAUGGGAUGCCUCAGCAUGUGCGGUCGGUGCAAUUCAUGGACGAUCUCUGUCCGGUGCUACAGCUUCUUCGUGCAAGCGCCUGUCAUGCCCACCAGUACGGCGACCACGUGAACCCGUUCGACUACCUCCUCGCGCUCCAAGCAUGCCUGGAAGUGCUUCUGCCUGCAUUUGAUGUCGACCUCACUCCUGCGACCUGCAUUCUCCACGUGGAACUCCUCGAGUGGAUGACCGUCUGUACAUCAGCGAACGAAGCUGUGGGUGACGCAAUGAUGGCUGCCGUCACGCAACUUGUCAUGCUGCGAAGUCUCAAGUUGUGGUCCCAACUCGAGCCGAACACAUCGAUUCUACAAAUCCCUCGUCACCACGAUGCAUUUCUCAGCGUUCGACAGCUACUGAUCGACCACCAUCAAUUUGCCUUUGGAUCAACGUUGCCGUCGAGACCGGGAGGGAGUGGCGUCAAUGCAUAUCGAGCCAAGGGAGAUUUGUUGGUCAGCGUCAAGCGAUUCGUCGCCAGUGCAAGUCGACAUCUUCAUGUCCAACGGUUGGUCUCGCCAGAAUAAACUCCAUUGCUCCAGCAGAAGACUAUAAUCAACCACGCGACUGUUGUCACAGAACAGCGCGCUCUUGCCGAUGAUCGGCCACAACGUUGUCCUUCUUUAGCAUCCCGAGACCGUACCCGAGG
Molecule: messenger RNA, 6206 nt
Organism: Aphanomyces invadans
Lineage: Eukaryota; Oomycota; Saprolegniomycetes; Saprolegniales; Verrucalvaceae
Exons: 14
Coding region: 22-6084 (2020 amino acids)
Source: RefSeq, a predicted model, not a curated record